AUGUCCCGAAGUUUCUUCGUGGAUUCUUUAAUCGGCAAUAACUCGUCGCCCUCAUAUCCCCUGCCGUAUUAUGGAAAUCAGCUGCCUAAUUACAUGUUCAAUUUCUUCAAUUUGGGCUUAAACUACCAACCGAUCAGGCCGAUACCCAGGCCACCCACCGUGCCGGUGCACAUCAGCCCGCCCGCCCUGAGCGUCUUGCCGAUACCUGGACAGACUCCUCCGUCGCCUCUGAACACCUCGACCAAUAAUGUAUCAGAGGUUUCAGCGCCCAACGAGUCCCCGUCUCGCAGCAAUACACCGACACCUCCGCCGAAGUCCCCGGUUUCCAUCGGCAACAGCUCGAAGCGCAUCCGCACCGCAUUCACCAGCACGCAACUGCUGCAGUUGGAGCGCGAAUUCGCCGCGAACAUGUAUCUGUCGCGACUGCGUCGCAUCGAGAUAGCGACCAAUCUCCAGCUGUCAGAGAAGCAAGUGAAGAUCUGGUUCCAGAAUCGGCGAGUGAAGUACAAGAAAGAAGACCUCCCGUCCGGCCAGAGCCAGAAGUGUUGCUGCCUGAGGACCUGCGGCAAACGAAAGGACGACUGCAGCGAGGGCUCGCCCGGUCGGAAGUGCGGUCGGGAAAAAGAGGAGAAGGAAUCUCCGAAGAGGAGUGAGAGUGGCGACGGCAAAGCCACUCGCGAGCCCAACGAGAUCGAACGCCUGGAACGGUCGACCGCGCACGAGGACGUUCGCUGCGAAGGCGUCACGAACUUCCGGAAGAUAAACGACACGCAGGAUCGGGUCACCGAGUACGAGGCGCGAGAUUUCUCCCGGGGUUGUAAGAGGAGUAUGGAGGAGGAAGCUAACGAAAGAACCGACAAAAAAAGGAUGGAUACCGCGGCGACUUAUCAAACCCCGUGGGCGAUCGAGAAUCCGAUGCUGAGAAGCAAAGGAUGCAUAAAGCAUACGGUCGAGCGGAUCGUUAACUCGUAG
This is a messenger RNA of Dinoponera quadriceps, 972 nucleotides long. Its product is annotated as homeobox protein Hox-D1-like. Gene Ontology annotation, biological process: regulation of transcription by RNA polymerase II. The coding region runs from base 1 to 972 and encodes 323 amino acids. Gene Ontology annotation, cellular component: nucleus. The record is from RefSeq and is a predicted model, not a curated record. Gene Ontology annotation, molecular function: DNA-binding transcription factor activity, RNA polymerase II-specific; RNA polymerase II cis-regulatory region sequence-specific DNA binding. The transcript is spliced from 2 exons. Lineage: Eukaryota; Metazoa; Arthropoda; Insecta; Hymenoptera; Formicidae.